This is a messenger RNA of Haliotis rufescens (red abalone), 1407 nucleotides long. Its product is annotated as actin-1-like. The record is from RefSeq and is a predicted model, not a curated record. The coding region runs from base 55 to 1161 and encodes 368 amino acids. The transcript has 2 exons. NCBI's taxonomy places the organism in Eukaryota, Metazoa, Mollusca, Gastropoda, Lepetellida, Haliotidae.
CCCCAGCUGGCGUGCAACAAGGAACGACUCUUGCUCUUACACAUUUCUGUCAAAAUGUCUGCGGUGGUUAUCGACAACGGAUCCAGCUUGUGUAAGGCCGGGUUCGCUAGUGACAAUGAACCAAAGGUUGUCUUCCCCGAAGUUGUUGGCCGCCUCAGGUAUCAGGGUUAUAUGGCUGGUUUUGGACAGAAAGAUACCUACGUCGGUGGAGAAGCUAUAUCCAAGGGUGGAAUUCUUACACUUAACUACCCUGUUCCACAUGGAAUAGUUACAAAAUGGGAAGACAUGGAGGAGAUAUGGCGUCACAUGUUCGAUAACGAGCUCCAUGUGGCUCCAGAAGAACAUCCCGUGCUCUUGACAGAGGCUCCACUUAACCCGAUGGUUAACCGUGAAAGGAUGGCUCAGAUGAUGUUUGAAACCUUCAAUGUCCCAUCUAUAUAUGUGGGCGUCCAGGCUGCUCUGUCUUUGCAUGCCUCUGGUCGUACCACAGGUUUGGUUCUGGAUUCAGGGGCUGGUGUCACCCACGCCGUACCCAUCUCUGAAGGUAAAAUUGUUACUCCAGGCAUUAUCAGGCUGGACUACGCUGGCGCAGACGUGACAUCAUAUUUGAUGAAAUUAUUAACAAAAGGUGGUUUCAGCUUCACUACCACUGCCGAGAGAGAAAUCACUAAUGACCUCAAGAAAAAACUUUUGUACAUUGCCCUCGAUUUUGAGCAGGAACGUGCUGCCUCUUCCAUCUCUUUGGAGAAGACUUUUGAGCUUCCCAGCGGUGAAAUUAUCACAGUUGGUACAGAGAGGUUCUGUAGUCCAGAGCUUCUCUUCAAGCCAUCAAUUAUUGGUGCUUCUCAGGACGGCAUCCAUAAGGCAACAUACGAUUCGAUUAUGAAGUGUGAUGCUGACAUCCGUAAAGAUUUAUAUGCUAACAUUAUUCUCUCGGGUGGUAACACCAAGUUUCCUGGCAUGGCUGAAAGGAUGCAAAAGGAGAUGACAGCCCUUGCUCCAUCAACAAUGAAUAUCAACAUCAUAACUCCUCCGGAGAGGCAAUACUCCACCUGGCUCGGUGGCUCCAUCCUUGCUUCAAAGUCCAACUUCAAGGACAUGAGCAUCAGCAGGCAGGAAUACUAUGAGUCCGGCCCAUCCAUUUUGCACACAAAGUUUUGAGACUUUCAGACAUUCUUCUAAUAACAUAUUGUGUCCUGAGGUAAAUUAAAGCAAAUGAUACCGGAUAAUGUUUAGGAAUUAUAGAUUAUAAAGUAAUUAUGUAAUUUGGGUGUUAAGCGUCAAUAUAAUGCAUGUUUGUGUUGUUUUGUUACUGUUAUUAUCUGAAUAUAAAAUGGAGACAAAAUAUUUACUCAGAGCCUUUUAUGUAUACUCAUUCUGUAGUUCCAAUAAAUUAAUCUGCCUAAA